Molecule: messenger RNA, 2040 nt
Organism: Metarhizium album ARSEF 1941
Lineage: Eukaryota; Fungi; Ascomycota; Sordariomycetes; Hypocreales; Clavicipitaceae
Product: DUF726 domain-containing protein
Exons: 3
Coding region: 1-2040 (679 amino acids)
Source: RefSeq, a predicted model, not a curated record
AUGGGCCGUGGGUCUCGUGGCAGUGGGCAUCAACCUGCUCGCCGACCGACUGAUCUGACUGGAAUCAUUUCCGUCGCCGAAAGAAACGAUUUCGUCGCCCUUGUCAAUGCUAUUACCGACAGCAUGCAAAAGGAUAUGAGCAACCCGUUUGAUUCGCCUCCUGUGCGUCCCGACUUCGAUCUUGGAGGCCACGGACAGGGACAAUGGCUUUCGCUUCCUCUUCUCCGCCAUAGGCACGAGAACAAAGAGAACAUUUCGACCGUCAAUGGUUUUCACGGGAGUAUCCUAGACGACCGUUCCACGGCGUACCAUUCCAAGGCUCGCCAGACUGUCCAAAAGGAAGUCGCAGAAAAUUCCCAACCGCUCGGGGAACUGAAGAAAGAAAUACUCGGUUCCUUCAGAAAGUGGCAGUCCAACGUCUUGCAGAGGUUCACAGAAAUAAACGUCAACGAUGCGGCUGCUGCACCUUCAAGUCCUCGUGGUCGAGCACGCAGUGUGCGCGGCACGUACCGUGCUGGUCGUGGCGGCCGUGGCGGCAGAGGAGGCUCAGUCGCUUUGACACUUGCGACAGGACCACAUUGCGUUCCCACACGUCAUAUUGACCCCGACUUGGUCACAAGGCACCCUCCGCUUCCAAACCCUUUGUGGUCUCUGCACAUUGACAGGCGAAAGCUCCUACUACAUAUCGCGCUCCUGGUCCUCCUCUCGCUGCAAGACUACAAAGCAAACUCUAGGCUUCUUCUCGUUAAGCUUACCUCGUCCCUCAAUCUAUCUUUCAGAACCUAUCAGCUAGACGAAGCUCGAGUGGCUCAGGGGCUGGUGAGAGCGGCCCUUGACGCAUUACGCGAAGAAGAUGCCGUUAAAUCCGAUGAAACAAGGGCUCCUCGGAAGUUUAAAAUGGCCUUUGGCAAUGGCCCCGGGUCUUCAGGUCCUGUCAAUCUCGCAGCUGCAUUGAAAGACGUCGGCAUUGGUACCUGUAAGGGUGGCUUGGGGUUGCCUACAAUUGCAGCCGCGGGUUUGUUGGGAACCAUGGCCGAAAAUGGGAUUCUAAUGGGAUCUCUUUUCGGAAUCAACCCUGCAAGGCCAGUGAACAAGAUGCUGGAGACAUUCGCCAGAGAAAUCCAAGACUUUGCCUUUGUUCGGCUGUGUGACGGGAUCAACUACGAUUACAUCGACGCCAGAGAGUCCGCCGUCGGUCAUCGUAGACUUCGGGUUCUUAUUGCCGUCAGCGGAUUCAUGACCGGCCCCGAUGACGUCGUCAGACCUUGGCGGUCUCUCAACAGUCAGCCAGAAAUAUAUGCCAUUAGAUGGGAACAUGCUGCCCUGACGAAUCUCGGAAGCGCGCUCGAGACAGUCAUCAAGAGUACGGCUUGGGAAAGCGCUAAACGAGAGAUCAAGUCCAAAUCUAUUUUCAAAAGCCUGAUGACAUCUGCCUGGCCGGAGCCCCUCUUACGGAUCAGCAAAAUCGUGGACAACGCCUGGAGUGUAGGCAUGGUUCGGGCCGAAAAAGCGGGCGCCAUGCUCGCCGAUGCGCUCAUACGACACAAGUUUCAAGGCGAGCGGCCGGUGUCUUUGAUCGGAUAUAGUCUUGGUGCUCGCGCCAUAUACGCUUGUCUAAUGGUGUUGGCAGAGCGACGUCAGUUUGGAUUCGUUGAUUCCGUCGUUAUGAUGGGGGCCCCAUUUCCAGCCGAGAGUCGAGUUUGGUUGACUUUGAGGAGCGUUGUAUCUGGCCGACUAGUCAAUGUUUACUCUGAGCACGAUUACGUGCUUGGGUUUUUGUACCGCACAUGCAAUCUCCAAUUCGGUAUCGCCGGUCUACAGGAAAUCCAAGGAGCUGGUGGCGUGGAAAACCACUGCAUACAUGCGCUACCCAAGGGACAUUUGAGCUACUCGUCUCUGACUGGUCAUAUACUCAGGGAUAUCGGCUGGGAGGACUUUGAUAUGCACGGCUUCCGCAGGGAGUUUCCACCUCAGGAUAUGCGAAAGACUUUCUCACGGUAUCCGACCAGCCUGCCUCGCAGGGGCAGGCACAGGGGAUAG